Blastomyces dermatitidis ER-3 is the source of this 951-nucleotide messenger RNA. RefSeq lists its product as uncharacterized. The record is from RefSeq and is a predicted model, not a curated record. The transcript is spliced from 3 exons. The coding region runs from base 1 to 951 and encodes 316 amino acids. Lineage: Eukaryota; Fungi; Ascomycota; Eurotiomycetes; Onygenales; Ajellomycetaceae.
AUGGCAGCGGAGAACAAGCGGCAGAGCACUGGAGGGAAAGGCCCUGUUGCGUCGGGCCUUGGGCCGUCGGGUACUGUCGCGAUGGAGAUGGCUUUGUGUGGAGCCAUUGGUGCCCGUAUCCGCGUCACUACUACAUCUCCAACCUCCACAACGCACGAGGGGACUCUCUUCACCGCAUGUCCCAUCACCAAUCUUAUCGCAAUCAAUACAUCUCCCCCUCCACCAACACCAAUGACCUCCGGCACUCCUGCCCUCUCCCAUCCAAGCGACUAUCACAUAAUCCCCAUAUCCCGUAUCCACAACUUUCAACUACUCUCCUUACCCCCACACUCUACAUCAUCAAGUCCCACCGAGCAAAACCCAUCCUUCACCAACGCGUACCCUUCCAUCUACCCUCUCGAUAUCCGCGCCCUAAAGAAUCGGGAAGCGGCUGCUAUUGCCAAACUCCAUGAGCGCGAACAACGGCGCGGGAAGGGGGUUAGCAAGGAAGCCCAGGAUCUCUUCGAUGCGUUUAGCAGGACAAUGCCUGCGCGCUGGGAUGGCACGAGCAUUGUCGUGGCUGAUACUGUGAUCAUUUCUAAGCCGUAUCACAUUGAUAACUGCCGCUCUCUAACGACUGAUAACGGCGGGGUGAGCGCGGCGCUGACGAGAGUUAGGAAAGUGCUUGAGAUGGAACGCAAGAAGAUCGAACUCCGGAGCGCCAGCGCCGCAAUUGCCAAUUCCAGCCACUUCUCCCAUCAGUCUCGCAAUAGUAAUACCGCUAAUAACCAUCAUACAAAUGCAAAUGCGAACACGAAUAACUCCUCCACCUCCACAUCCAGGGACCGCGAUCGAAAUGCAAAAGCAGCCGCCGUAGCGCUUCCCAUCACCAAUAACAACGCCACCAAUAAUGGAGCCCGGUCAUCGACACCCGGAACGACUACUACUACUAACCAGAGGAAAGGCGGUUAA